Molecule: messenger RNA, 3718 nt
Organism: Chelmon rostratus (copperband butterflyfish)
Lineage: Eukaryota; Metazoa; Chordata; Actinopteri; Chaetodontiformes; Chaetodontidae
Product: semaphorin-4B-like
Exons: 14
Coding region: 290-2686 (798 amino acids)
Biological process (GO): semaphorin-plexin signaling pathway; negative chemotaxis; positive regulation of cell migration
Molecular function (GO): semaphorin receptor binding; chemorepellent activity
Source: RefSeq, a predicted model, not a curated record
UCACUUAUAGAAACCGUCCCUCCUGAAACCACUCCUCCUCUUCCUCCUGCUCCUCCUCCUCUCUGAAGGAGUAGCCUCUUCAUCGGGCUGGCAUGAGCUGAUGUCCAGAGAUGCUUUCAUCCCUCCUCCUCCUCCUCCCCCCCGACCUCUGACCACAGUAAAGAGGAAGCUGUGGUGAGUCUUCCUCGGUGGUUGUGUGCAGUCGCAGUGUGUCAGUGCUGAGUGUCGAGACGUUCAGAGCUGAGGAGAAUCAACCUCCGUCUUCAUCAUCUCUCAUCGCUCCGUCGCCAUGGCUCCAUCAGUCCUCCUCCUCCUCCUCCUCCUCGGCCUGCUGAGCUCCACCGGCUCACUGCCUCCUCCACGAACCUCCUUCCUCCUCGACUCUGCGGACGGACAGGACAGACCUCUGGUCCUCUUCAGCCCCCCUAAUGUCCACAACACGACCACGCUGUUGCUCAGCGAAGAUGGAUCCACCCUGUAUGUGGGGGCACGGGAUGCCCUCCUCUCAUUGGACGUCAGUCAGAGUGAUGUCAUCACCCUGAAGAAGAAGGUGGAGUGGAGUCCAUCUGAGACUGAAAUAGAGGACUGUCAGGCGAAAGGGAAGAACCCGACGGUUGACUGUCCAAACUUCGUGCGUGUCUUUCGGCCAAUAAACGCGACUCAUCUCUACGCCUGCGGCAGCUACGCCUUCAGCCCCCAUGAUGCCUACAUCGACACAGAAACCUUCACCAUGGUCCAGCAGGGGGGAGCUAAAGGUCGCUGUCCGUUCAGCCCCUUCCAGAGGAACGCCGCCAUCACCGUCGACGGCGAGCUGUUUGCUGCCACGACGACCGACUUCAGAGGAGUCAAACCACAGAUUUCUCGACACUUCAGCAAAGAUGGCCGCCCCGACGUCAGCCAGGACGUGUCUGUCAGCUUACUGGACGAGCCAGUGUUUGUCAGUUCAUUGUUGGACCCAUCAGACAGGAAAGUCUACUUCUUCUUUAGUGAAGUUGGGAAAGAGUUCAGCUUCACAGACGAGCUGAAAAUCACCCGGGUGGCCCAAGUCUGCAAGGACGACGUUGGCGGACAGAGAACUCUGCAAAGGAAGUGGACGUCCUUUGCCAAAGCCCCCCUGCUCUGUCAGUCUCCCAAACAGCUUCCCUUCAAUGUUCUCCAGGACGUGUUCACUCUGCAGCCACCAGAGGGCGGCGACGCUGCAGACACUCUGUUCUACGGCGUCUUCACCUCUCAGUGGUCUUCGGGUCCAGAAUCUGCCGUGUGCGUCUUUAAGCUGCGGGACGUGAGGACGGUGUUCACUGAGAGCUACAGGACCUUCAACAUGAGGACCCACCAGUGGAGUCCAAUGCUGGAAAAACACUCGUACCUGGGAAAGUGUGGACUGGACAGCGCCUCAGAUUCUGAAUUAGCAGAGGUGAAGAGGAGCUUCCUGACCAGCAGCAGUGUCAAACCAGACGGAGUCGGUCCGAUUGUGGUUUCUUCAGAGCAGCGAUACAGUCGCGUGGCUGCCAUGAGGACCCAGGCCGCCAGCGGAAAACAAUAUACUGUCCUUUUCCUUCUUACAGAGUCUGGAUUCCUCCACAAAGUGGUUUUGCUUGAUCAGGGUGUGCAUGUGAUUGAGGAAAUUCAGGUCUUCACACAACCUCAGCUGGUCAAAAGCAUCAUCAUCUCCUCCUCCAAGGGAGUUCUUUAUGUGGGGACAUCAGAAGGCGUCACUGCUGUACCUGUGGCCAAGUGCUCCAUCUACAGAACCUGCAGCCAGUGUGUUUUGGCCAGAGAUCCUCUGUGUGGAUGGAGCCGGACCACUGGGGUUUGCACCAGUCUUGAUGGCAGUCAUGACAACAUAGCUCAAGACCUGGAAGAUGGAAAUGUGGAAGAGGAAUGUCAGGGACAAACCAAGGCCAGUUUGGACAAAGAAGUCAACGUUCAUUUGAAUGAAGCAGUGAGGCUUCAGUGUCUGAAACCUUCCAACCUGGCCACUCUGACCUGGACCUCCUCUCCGUUCAAAAACCUGCCAGAGAAGCUCUUCAUCCAGGCAGCCGAUGGCAGUUUGAGCUUCCUCGCCACCGCCGACACCUUUGGGAUCUACCGCUGUGUAGCAGAGGAAGGCAAGUACAAGGAAGUAAUCGCAAGCUACAACGUCAGACAGAUUGCUCCUCCACGCUCCAUGAGCCCCAUUCCGAAAAGCGACAAAUACCACGUACCCCACAACAAAGACGAGUCCUACCAGGAAAUCCAAACUGAGAAACCAGUGACUCCACCUGCAGGAGACCCAGAGGACUACAUGAUAACGGCCGAAGGUGAUACAUUUACAACCUACUUAGAAGAUGAGACAGACUCCAACGAAGAAGAUUCUGGAUCGCAAAACAACCUUCAGGACAGUGGUUUGGACUUCACCCCAACAUCCAGUCAAGACAUCCAGUCCAGGAAGGAGCUGCUUGAUGGCACUCAGAAGAAGCCAGAAGAGAAGAGUUAUUACAGCGAGAUGGUUGUUGUUUCGCUCCUGCUGGCAGCCUGCAUCUGCGUCCUCAUCCUCGGAGGGCUCCACGUGUGGCGCCAAAGGGAAACCAGCUUCAAAAUGAAUUCUCUGGUCAGUCCAGACGAUGGCAGCAAAACAAAUCAAUCUAUGGAGAGUGUUCCCUCUCUGAGCAGCCCAGAAGAUCCUGAGGUGAAGGUGGUGGAGUAACAGCGGUUUAAUGAAAGCAGCUCUUUGUGGUCGUUUUGUGUUUCUUUGUGGUCGUUUUGUGCCUCUUUUUUGUCGUUUUGUGUCUCUUUGUGGUCGUUUUGUGUCUCUUUGUGGUCGUUUUGUGUCUCUUUGGGGUCGUUUCAUGUCUCUUUGUGGUGUUUUAUGAAGUCGGACUCAUUCUGCACAGACUUUGUCACAAACGCCUUCUGUCUCAGCCAAAAUGAUGAUGAAAUCAAUUUUUCAGUGAAGCUUUGAUUUAAUGUGACGAAAACUGGUCCAUCUGAUACUGAUCAGGGAUUGGUUUAAACUGGGUGAGAUGGAGAGACAAUGGAAAUACUUGUUUUAUUGUUUCAUGUUUUAUAAUCUAGGAAUGUGUAACAGUGAUAUUUAGAUGCAGGUUGAAUAUCAGGGAUUACGCUGCGCUGUAUGAAUAUGAAGUCCAGCCUUUUGUUGAUAUAUUUGUAUGUUAUGAACAGUUAUUGAUCACUUUGUGUGAAUGAAUGUAUGUAAACAGGAUGAGAUGUGAAACCUGCUGUGAAUGUAAUGAGGGCUGGGACCCACAUAUUCAAAAAUCUGUAUUUAUCUGUCACACGUGAAAUUAGUUUACGGUCAGUAAGAAGUCAGACGCAGUUUGACAUGUUUGGAUUUUAUAAUAAUGAAAUAAACAUGGAGUUUUUUCUGUCACUUCCACCCUCUAUGUCUCAAAUUAAAACAUGUUGAAUAUUAAUUGUUUUUAAUAUUUAGGAUCAUAAUUACUGGCAGAGCUUGUAUACUGGUUUAUCAUCAGUUGUGAGUGUCCCGGCUCUCUAAAUGUCAUUUGAAUUCUGUUUCGAGUGUGAUGCUUUAUUGAUGAUUGAUGAUCAGAGAAAUGAUCAGAUCAGUGUACUGAACUUUAUUGUUAACGUUUUAUUGGUUUUUUUUUAAAUAACUGCAGGGAUUAAAACUUUGAAGACGUUGUUCUGCUCUUAUUAAAUACGAGGUGACGCUGCCGUCCGCUGAGGAAAUAAAUGUGAUAAAAAACAAGAAAGCCGA